Molecule: messenger RNA, 1110 nt
Organism: Oncorhynchus kisutch (coho salmon)
Lineage: Eukaryota; Metazoa; Chordata; Actinopteri; Salmoniformes; Salmonidae
Product: meiotic recombination protein DMC1/LIM15 homolog
Exons: 8
Coding region: 317-745 (142 amino acids)
Biological process (GO): DNA recombinase assembly; reciprocal meiotic recombination; chromosome organization involved in meiotic cell cycle
Cellular component (GO): condensed nuclear chromosome
Molecular function (GO): single-stranded DNA binding; ATP binding; DNA strand exchange activity
Source: RefSeq, a predicted model, not a curated record
GCAGAUUUAAAUAAGCUGAAGUCUGGUUAUUUGCAUAGUGAAGGGGAUCCAGAUGACCACACGCAGAGCCCUGUGUAACAUCAAGGGCCUUUCAGAGGCCAAUGUGGACAAGAUCAAAGAAGCUGCUGGGAAAAUGCUGUAAAUGUUUAGUCCCUCAGAGUUUUGGACAAGCAAGACCCAGCUCUCACACACUGUGUCACAGCCCAGCUUCCUGGAGAGGAUGGCUACACAGGAGGAAAAGUAAUCUUCAUCGACACAGAGAACACUUUUCAUCCAGACAGGCUGAAGGACAUAGCAGACAGGUUCAACGUGGACCAUGAUGCUGUGUUGGACAAUGUGUUAUAUGCCCAAGCUUACACCAGUUUCAACUUCAGGUGAACACCAGAUGGAGCUGUUGGAUUUUGUGGCGGCCAAAUUCCACGAGGAGGGAGGCAUCUUCAAAUUUCUGAUCAUAGACUCCAUCAUGGCUCUGUUCCGGGUAGAUUUCUCUGGCCGAGGGGAGCUGGCAGAGAGACAACAGAAGCUGGCCCAGAUGCUCUCUCGUCUGCAGAAGAUCUCUGAAGAGUACAACGUUGCGGUGUUUGUCACCAAUCAGAUGACUGCAGACCCUGGAGCUGGGAUGUCGUUCCAAGCUGAUCCCAAAAAGCCGAUUGGAGGGCACAUCCUGGCGCAUGUGUCCACCACACGAAUCAGCUUGAGGAAAGGACGUGGAGAGUUGAGAAUCGCCAAGAUAUUUGACAUGUAAUUUGUCUUAAGGUUCACUUACUCAAUAUAUAUGUUGUUCUCAUUAUUCCUUAGUAAUAAGUUGUCAAAUAUGAUUUUCUCACCUAUAGAGAAAGAUCUUCCUCCUCGUUGAUUCAUUAUUUUCUAUGGUAUCCUGCAGUCCUGAUAUGCCUGAGAACGAGGCCACUUUCACUCCGGGGGGAAUUGCUGACGCCAAAGAGUGAAAGACCCUCAAGGAUUCACCAUUGGGCAGCUUUUUUCAAAUCAUAACUGAUGUGAAUACUUAUACUGUUUAUCUGUACUAUUUAAUGUUAGUUUUUUUUUUGUUGAGUUUAGUAAAAUUAAGGAUGUGUAUACUCUGAUUAGUAUACUCUUUUUAAUGUUCAU